Cyprinodon variegatus (sheepshead minnow) is the source of this 1248-nucleotide messenger RNA. Its product is annotated as niban-like protein 1. The transcript is spliced from 9 exons. The coding region runs from base 1 to 1233 and encodes 410 amino acids. Lineage: Eukaryota; Metazoa; Chordata; Actinopteri; Cyprinodontiformes; Cyprinodontidae. The record is from RefSeq and is a predicted model, not a curated record.
AUGAUGAAAGCUUGUGAGAUUCCUUUGGAGAACAAGUCCAUCUUCUCUGGGUCGCUCUUCCAGUGCUUGGAGGAGAACAAGAAAUGGAGGAGCCGCUUCCUCUUUGUCCCAGACACCUACAACAUCAACUACUAUGACAACAAAUCAGCUUAUGACAAACACCUCCCCCCGAAAGGAACCAUCAACUGUGCGGGCUACAAGGUGCUGACCAGCAUGGAGCAGUACCUGGACCUGAUCAGCAGCAGCCUGCCUGGUGUGAAAGCCAAGGUGGGCAGCGCCCCCUACCUGAAGUUUCCCUUCCAGUUCCCCCUGAUCCUCUGGCAUCCGUACGCACGCCACCUCUACUUCUGCGUGGAGACGGAGAAGGAGCAGCAGAAGUGGCUCGCCGUCCUGCAGGACUGCGUUCGACACACAAACGAUGGUUUGUCCGAGGAGCAUAAAGUCCAAACACCGGCUUUUACCGACACAGUCCGACUCUACCGCCAGGCUCAAGGGCACUUUGGCACCUGGGAGAUGAUGUGUGGCGUACCAUCCCAGAUCCUGUCUAACCUGGUGAUGGACAGCCUCCUCCCUGAACUGAGGGAGCUCAUCUCCCCCCGUCUAAAAGGAAAACUCUACGAGAGGCAGAGGAACUGGAUGCUGAUCAGCGACGCCGUGUACAGCUUGGUCCAGAACCAGUGUCAGACCCAGUAUGAGGCCGUGGUGCAGAAAUGUGAAGCAAGCCGCUCGUCUCUGGAAGCUUCCAUCCGAACGGAUAUGGAUCAGAUCAUAACAUCCAAGGAGCAUGUCACCAACAAGGUCAAAGCCGUGGUUCUUCCCAAGGCUGAGAAGUUACUGAAGGUCAGCAUCGAGCCGUACAUCAGCUCCAUCCUCGACGCCCUGAUGGAGCCCACCAGCCGAGGCUUCUUCGAGGUCCGAGAUGUGUUCUUCAGGGAGCUGGUGGACAUGAGCAAGAACACCCUGAAUAACGGCACCAAGGAGAUGAUAGCUCAGCACAUGGAAAAGAUCUCCAUGCUGGCCUUCCACCCAGUGAAGAUGCAGAGCUGCUAUGAGAAGGUGGAGCAGCUGAGUCUGGAGGGUCUGCAGCAGAGAUUUGACGUCUCCAGCCCAUCCGUGUUUGUUCAGAGGGCCCAGAUCCUCAUGAGAAAGGUACCAUCUGAUUCACCGGAUUCACUGCCACCUAGUGUGCAGAUUGGAAAACUGCAGCUGAGGGCCAACUUUAAGACAUUUUAAUAAAAGUUCUUAUUU